This is a messenger RNA of Triticum turgidum subsp. durum (durum wheat), 477 nucleotides long. NCBI's taxonomy places the organism in Eukaryota, Viridiplantae, Streptophyta, Magnoliopsida, Poales, Poaceae. The record is from the annotation of a GenBank genome assembly.
AUGGAGGGUGAGAAGAACUCGUCCGGGGACCUGAUGUCCAGCAGCAAGCUGGUCGCGGAGGCCGCCAAGACGGCCUACGAGAAGAAGAGCGUCGAGGGCAUCGACAAGGAAAAGGUAGCCGCCGCCUCCGCCGACAUCCUGGACUCCGCCGCCAAGUACGGCAAGCUGGAGGACAAGCCGGUGGGGCAGUACCUCGAGAAGGCUGAAGGGUACCUGAAACAGUACAGCUCCGGCGGCACCGAGAAGGAGAAAACUGACGCACCUGCCGCCGCUGACGCGCCGAAGCCGGAUGCACCCAAGGAGCCAGCGCCUGCGCCUGCACCCGCCGCGGAGGAAGAGAAAGCGUCCGGUGGGUUCGGUCUCGACGACGUCAUGAAGGGGGCUGCAUCGCUGUCCGGGAAGAAGAGUGGCGAGGAUGAGAAGGAGAGCGGCGGCGGCGGCGGGUUCAUGAAGAUGGCUCAGGGGUUCAUGAAGUAG